AUGGAUUCCCUUACCGACGUCCCGCACUACUGUGCGCAGAUGUUCUUGCCUGCGGAACUCGCCGAGGAGGCCAUCCAGAAAGCCCUCCAUGAGAACCCAGAGAACAUCAUCUACUCUCCCGACAUGGCCGUCGCCCCUGCCGGCGGCGUCGUCCCAGAGAGUGGCAUGGGCAUGCCAGGGCUUACCCAAGCCCGUCUCGGCUUGUUCGUCCGCAAGAUGUGGGCCAACGGCAAGACCCUGCGCGUGCGUUUCCUGGCUGGCGGAAGCGCCUUCGUCCGCCAGAAGGUCAAGCAGUACGCCAACGUCUGGUCGCAAUACGCCCAUAUCUACUUCCAGUUUGUCGAGUCCGGACCUGCCGAUAUCCGCAUCAGCUUCGUCGCCGACGGAUCCUGGUCCUACAUCGGCACUGACUCCACCCUCGUGUCGGCAAACAGCGCGACCAUGAACUACGGCUGGUUCAAUGACAACACUACCGACGAGGAGUUCUCGCGCACCGUCACGCACGAGUUCGGACACGCCAUCGGAUGCAUCCACGAGCAGUCCCAGCCCAAUGCCACUAUCCAGUGGAACAAGCCUGUUGUGUAUGAGGCCUACCGCAAGCAAGGCUGGUCCAAGGAGCAGGUUGAUUCCAACGUCUUCUUUCGGUAUAACAGGGCCGAUGUGACCUCGACUGCAUUCGACCCAACCUCCAUCAUGGAGUAUCCCAUCCCCAAGGAGUUCACUACCAAUGGUUUCUCCGUGGGCUGGAACACCCGUCUGGACUCGACCGACAUCGCCUUCAUCGGCAGGAUGUAUCCCAAGAGGCCUAGGCAAGCUGGCGAUCCAGCCAGCGAUUUGGAGAUCGGCGUUUUCAACACCAUGUCCGACCUCUCCCCAGGAGCGACUGCAAUGGACCAUCGCACCACUGUCAGCUUUGCUAAGUCACGCACCUCGGCUCCCGAGUUUGUCGUUGGCCUUAACUUUCUCGACUUUGACAACUCUCACAACCUUCGCAUCAGGUCCCUUGUCGAGGAGGUUCAUCCAAGCCAGGCGGUGCUCAACCUCCAGUCCUGGGAUGACACUAUUCAGUACGCUUCUGGCGUCUCCUGGUUCGCUUUCCCAGCCGACGACAAGGACUUCCAGCAUGGCUCUGUCGCCACCAAAGACGCUCACACACAGAAGACCAUCACAUUUGAGCAGGAGUAUUCUUCUGUUCCCAAGGUGCUCGUCUUCUUCACGGCUCUAGACAUUGACAAGUCCGCCAACUGCCGCGUCAAGACAUACGCCUCCGAGGUGACCAACCAGAGCUUCCAGCUCAACAUUGAGACUUGGUCCAACACCAAAUUGUCUGAGGCCGGAGUCUCUUGGAUCGCCCUUCCCGCCGACAAGAAGGGUGUCAUCACAGGAACGUUCAGCACUGAAGAUGUCAGGCCUCCCACUGAACCACAGCCCAACAAUCAAAGCAUGGUGGCUUUUAGCCCUGGAUUUGAUAAGCCGCCGAAGCUGUUCAUGGCUCUGAGCAUGCUGGACAUUGACAGGGGCACUCAGACCCGUGUCCGUCUGUCAGGCAGUAGCAUCUCCGGCGAGCAGAUGGAGUGGCACAUCGACAGCUGGGGCGACACCACUUUGUAUGCUGCUGGAGCUACAUACAUCGCCAUUGAGACUUGA
Thyridium curvatum is the source of this 1647-nucleotide messenger RNA. RefSeq lists its product as uncharacterized. Bases 1 to 1647 code for a protein of 548 amino acids. Gene Ontology annotation, cellular component: phagocytic vesicle; protein complex involved in cell adhesion; cell surface. The record is from RefSeq and is a predicted model, not a curated record. Gene Ontology annotation, molecular function: N-acetylgalactosamine binding; oligosaccharide binding; zinc ion binding. Gene Ontology annotation, biological process: cell-cell adhesion; proteolysis. NCBI's taxonomy places the organism in Eukaryota, Fungi, Ascomycota, Sordariomycetes, Thyridiales, Thyridiaceae. The transcript has a single exon.